Molecule: messenger RNA, 6351 nt
Organism: Labrus mixtus (cuckoo wrasse)
Lineage: Eukaryota; Metazoa; Chordata; Actinopteri; Labriformes; Labridae
Gene: gucy2d
Product: guanylate cyclase 2D, retinal
Exons: 19
Coding region: 637-4080 (1147 amino acids)
Biological process (GO): cGMP biosynthetic process; protein phosphorylation; intracellular signal transduction
Molecular function (GO): ATP binding; peptide receptor activity; guanylate cyclase activity
Source: RefSeq, a predicted model, not a curated record
GGCUGAGGAGUCAAAGCUUGCCGGUCCUUCCCACUCUUCCCGUUCUUUUACCCGUUACCUUUCCCCAGCUCUCUGCCAAUCUAUUUUUUAUUUUUACCAAUCCAGACCCUCAAUUACCAUCCCCGCUCUACUCACACAUCGUCCUAUGCUCUGUGGUUUGGGGUGGGUCCCAGUCCAAAACAAGGACAGCAAGAACUUAAGCGAGACUAACCUGCUGGAGACGUUUUUCCUUUUUGAUAUAUUCUUCAAGGAACUUGGAUACAAGAGGAAAUAAUGUGAUUCUUUUUCCUUUUUUUUUUUUUUUUAACUUUUCAUGCCACAUUUGGAUUACAUAUGAUAUAUUUGUCAAACAAAAGGACAAAGGUAACUGUUCCUGCUGUAAACUUCUGUUUGCUUAAUCCACCUGGAACUUGGAUGGUGCUAUUCAACGACAGGCUCCGAUGCUGACAUGGCUCCUAUAGAAAAACUGCUCCAGUGAUGGCUUGGGGUCUUCUCAUCACCUGUCCAGCUUUGGACUAGAGGAGUGCUGAGUGCCUAGAGUGCCACCCACAAAGGCACAGUCGCUGUCACACUAAUCACCAUAAACUCUCCACUCCUCUUCUGUGGCGAGGCAUCAGAAUACUUGUGUGUGAGAAAAUGGCCAAUCAUCGAGACCCUCGCUUUCUGCACAACCUUUCCUACCACCCACGAUGGCAGCAUAACUCAUUAAAAGUGAAAAGAAAAAGGCAUAUGCGGACAGUGGCUUCAAACAUUUGCAAUGAACAUAGUCAGUUUAAAUCAUUAGAAUCUUUGUCAUCAAAACCACAGUUGCCAUGUUCCACUGCGCAACGCCACAGGAGCUACCGGCCAGUCUGGUUUCUUCUUCCCUUACUCAUGGUCUCAUUACUUCCCUGUCAAGCCUGGGCAGCCACUUUCAAGAUAGCCCUGGUUGGACCCUGGACGUGUGACCUCUUGUACUCCAAAGCCCUUCCUGAUCUUGCAGCGCGACUAGCCACUGCCCGCAUAAACAAGGACCCCUACCUCAACAAAGGCUACUGGUAUGACUACACACUGAUUAGCGAAGACUGCAAGUCAUCCCGAGCACUCGCUCGCUUUGCCGAACUGGAAGGUUAUGGCGCUGCCAUCCUUGGUCCGGCCAACCCAGGCUACUGCUCCUCAGCUGCUUUGUAUGCAAAAGAGUGGGAUGUUGGGCUUCUUUCCUGGGGUUGCCUCAAGCCCAACAUGGAAAAAGGAGGCAUGUAUCCCACCUACCUGCGGCCGCUACCUUUGUCCUCGCACAUACUUUUCUCAGUCUUGCGCUACUUUCGUUGGGCUCAUGUGGCCAUUAUCUCAGAGGAGACAGACUUGUGGGAAUCCACAGGACAGGAGCUUGCCUCAUCACUGAGGGCCCUUGGCCUGCCUGUGAGCCCUGUGGUCACCAUGGAGGAUGACAGAGAUGGGCCUAGGAGAGCCCUGUCAAGAAUUAGAGAUGCAGACCGGGUCAGAGUGAUCAUCAUGUGCAUGCCCUCUGUCCUGAUUGGUGGACAAGCCCAGUACCAACUAUUGACAACGGCCUUGGAUAUGCGUAUGAUCGACCGUGGCUACGUGUUCAUCCCUUAUGACACCCUACUCUAUGCACUACCCUACAAGGACUCACCCCACUAUAUGCUUGGCAAUGACACCAAGCUAAGGAAAGCCUAUGACGGAGUCCUUACCAUCACUAUGGACUCUGGAGAGCGCAAUUUCUAUGAGGCCUUCAGAGAUGCCCAAGACAGCUAUGAAAUCCGUAGCAGCACCACACCAGAGCAGGUGUCACCAUUUUUUGGCUCAAUCUACAACAUGAUGUACUACACAGCUAUGGCUACUGAGCAAGCCCGCGAAAGUGGAGGUCGCUGGGUAACUGGUCACAUCCUGGGUGAAAGCAGGGGCAACUUAGACUUUCAAGGCUUCAAUCAGCCAUUGAGGUCUGGCAAAGACGGUGAAGGCAUGCAGGCUAACUAUGUUGUCCUGGACUACAGUGGCAUUGGCUCCUCUCUCUACUCCACUCACUCUCUACAGGCCAUGCACACAGACGGCGGGGUGGGCAGUUUGAAAUACCUCAGCCGUUCAAUUCAUUUUGCAGGUAGCACGCCUUACACAGACUCAGGCUGCUGGUUUAGCCCAUACUUUGCCUGCAGUGGAGGCAUGGAUACAGUCACUCUCCUCUUUCUUUUCCUCAUAUUCAUUGCAUUGUCCGGAUGUGGACUCAACAUCUUUAUGCGUUACAAGAAAAUGGGCAGGGUUGGGUUUAGCUUUGGGGGUAGCAGUGGAUCAUCAAAGGUAGUCCUAACCCUUGACGACCUAGUCUUCAUCAACACUCAAGUCAGCAAACGGAAGCUCAAUGACGAUAGCAUCAUGAAAAGCCAGCUUGAUAUGAAGACACCACACCACUCAGUAUCCGGUCGCAGCUAUAUGGCCUCAACACCUGACAGCUCAAAUGUUGCCGUGUUUGAGGGGGACUGGGUUUGGUUGAAGAAAUGCCCCAAUGGAUCUGUAUCAAGUGUCAACAAUAGCACGGAGUAUGUCUUUGUUAGGCUAAGAGACAUGAGGCACGAAAACCUGAAUCUGUUCCUGGGCCUGUUCUUUGACUCUGGGAUCUUUGGCAUUGUGACUGAGCAUUGCACCAGGGGCAGCUUGGAAGAUCUGCUCAGCAAUGAUGAAGUGCGUCUUGACUGGAUGUUCAAGUCGUCCCUGCUAAUGGAUCUGAUACGAGGAAUGAAGUACCUGCACCAUCGUGACGUCAUCCAUGGACGCCUCAAAUCCCGUAACUGUGUCGUAGAUGGUCGCUUUGUAUUAAAGGUGACGGAUUACGGGUUCAAUGAAAUAUUAAUCGCCCAAAGCAUUGACAAUGACGACGAAAAGCCAGAGGAGCUACUAUGGACGGCUCCAGAGCUGCUGCGAAGUUCUAGCCAAAGGAGGCGGGGCACUUUCUCGGGAGAUGUCUACAGCUUCGCCAUCGUCUCACAAGAAGUCAUCUCUCGCUCUGCACCUUUCUGCAUGCUGGACAUGCCACCAAAGGAGAUCAUCAACAAGGUCAAAGACCCUCCUCCUUUGUGUCGGCCAACUCUGUCAGUGGAUGAGGCUCCGCUGGAUGUAAUACAAGUUUUGAAACAGGCCUGGAGUGAAGAGCCAGACAAGAGGCCUACCUUCGAGGAAAUCGUCAAACAGUUUAAGAGCAUCACAAAGGGAAAGAAGACCAACAUCAUCGACUCUAUGCUGCGCAUGUUGGAACAGUACUCCUCCAACCUGGAAGAUCUGAUUAGAGAGAGGACAGAGGAGCUGGAGGUGGAGAGACAGAAGACUGACAAACUGGUGGCACAGAUGUUACCAAAGUCUGUGGCUCAAUCGCUGAAGACAGGCAAACCAGUCAAGCCAGAGCACUUCGGCGAGGUAACGCUGUACUUCAGUGACAUCGUGGGCUUCACCACCAUCUCGGCUCUCAGUGAACCCAUCGAGGUGGUCGACUUACUCAACGACCUCUACACACUUUUUGAUGCCAUCAUUGGACUGCAUGAUGUCUACAAGGUGGAAACUAUUGGAGAUGCCUACAUGGUGGCCUCAGGAGUCCCCAAUAGAAACGGCAACCGUCAUGCUGCUGAGAUGGCCAACAUGUCUCUGGACAUCCUCCACUGCAUCGGGACCUUCAAGAUGAGGCACAUGCCUGAACUGAAAGUCAGGAUCCGCAUCGGCCUGCACUCCGGUCCUGUGGUAGCGGGAGUGGUGGGUCUUACGAUGCCAAGGUACUGUCUGUUUGGAGACACUGUCAACACAGCAUCUCGAAUGGAGUCCACAGGGUUGCCUUACAGAAUCCAUGUCAAUCAAAGCACAGUUGACAUCCUGAAUGAACUGAAGUUGGGAUACAAAAUUCAAUGCAGAGGCAUGACGGAGUUAAAGGGAAAAGGUGUUGAGAACACGUUUUGGCUGGUAGGGAGGGAAGAUUUCACCAAGCCUCUUCCUAUUCCUCCAGACACUCAAGGGGGAAGCAAUCAUGGCAUCAGUUUGGAGGAGGUACCUCCUGAUAGAAGACAAAAAUUCCUGGACCGACAGAAGAAGAUGGGCUAGCAAGUCCCCCACCCCCCCAAAUCCCAAAAUAAAAAGUGAGAUUUUUCAGAAAGGACCCACAGAGAGAAACAUAAAGGAGGGGUCCACAUCUCACUGCAGAGUACUUGACUUGUGCUCUGCAUACAACAAAACAAGCAGCAGCAAUAUCACAUCUGUUGGAUAUGUUGAAAUCAUUUCUGUACUAAAGUCAUUUUUUCUUGGGGAUUAUCAUUCUCUUAAUUCGUAUCUUUGGUAGAUCAAUGCCCUUCUAAACCCUCCGAGGCUCUGAGAUACAGAAAAUAAGUCAAACAGAGGUAACUGUCCGUGCUGAAUAUGUUCAACAUUUGUCUUUUACAGAAAACCUUUUUAAAAUUAGAGGACAGCAAUGGCCAUACCGUUAAAGGAUUGUGAUGAAUGUGUCUAAAAAUAAAUGACACAGUGUCAUCUAAUACUUUGUGUACUGUAUGUAAUUGUACUGAUAUUUUUGCUCUGUAUAGAUAUUGGAUAGACUUUUAUCAUGAUUAUCCCAAAGUAUACUACCACAGUGGUUAUAUUCAUCUCAGGUAUAAUGGACAGGAACAAUAGAUGUUUCAACAUCAACCCACAGUUUAGAGCUCCGGUCGAAAAUCGGCCGUGUAUUGAGUUAUAUGAGCAUGCGUGAGCAUUUUUAUUAAAACAUUUCAUGUAAGAGACAUGAUCUAAAUGUUGAUCAAAGCACCUGGUUUGUUCAUCUCAUAGUCUAUAUUUAUAUAUAUAUAUAUAUAUAUAUAUAUAUAUAUAUAUAUAUAUAUAUAUAUGUUAAGGCACUUAUUUUUUCUGGUUCAGUUUAAAUUCUAAUCCACUCUUAAGGAUUUAUUCAUCCUAAUUUAUCAGCCUCAUUAACUGCAUCUAAAGAUGAACACGUGAUCUAAAACUUAGUUUAGAAUAAUUUUCUGAUUGUCAUUACCAGAAAAUUCAACAUUCAAUUACAUGUAAAUUUUAAAAAGAAAUGCCAUAAUGGGACUGAUAUGUUAUUGUCCUGUAAAAGACUGACUUAUGUACAUCCACAGUUUGUUUUUUACCUUCAUUAUGUUAUGUUAAUACCCAGGUUAUGAAUUGUUUUUAAUGUUUUAUGUAAUGCUUCUAACAUCAUGCUGACAUUUUCUACCAAAUUGUAGAAGACGUUUACAGCAUGCAAACAAGACCCAAACUUUUUUACUCACUAACUGCAGGGCAUGUUCAUAACAGCUUCACCCACAGUGCAUGAAACAUGUUACUGAAACAUGCUGCAUGGAUUCUACUGCAUUGUAAUGGUGGACAGGAAAUUACACAGGGUUGUAAUAUAACAUCAACAGGAGGACCUGUGACUUCAAUGAUCAUCUCCAAUGGUGUGCUGCAGCAGAUUGAGCAUUUACAUGUGUUUUGCCAUCUUCUAGAGAACAUGUCUGGUUGUGUCUUGAGCUUUUUCAGCUAUUGUCUUCUUUUUGGGCUCUCCAAGACCCCAAACAAGAGACUUUAUCUAAGGUCUUCUGGGAAAAGUAUUUACUAAGUUCCUCUUGCGCCCAACCCCAAAGAAACCGUGUUGAAUGCAAGAAAACAUUUAGGGUAAGCAGGCGUAAAGGAAGGUGGGACACAGUCUUAUGAGUCAUCUGUCUUUUGUAUAUAUUGUAAAUUUGUACAUAUAGCUUGUCUUUGUGUCAUGCGGGGUUGGGGGCUUUUUAGUAAAGUUUUCUCUGCUUGGAUUCCCUUAACCCCUGACAAAAGGAGAUAUCAACAAAACAAUGGUUUAAUCACACUGAAUUCAACAAACCAGCAAAAGCAUUGUUCAAUCACUCUCUGUUGGCUUGCUCAUUGACUGCCGCAGCACUGAUAUUGAAGCAACAAUGCGAGGGCAAUGUCAAGAUGGGAUAUUCCUCCAACAACAGAUUUUUCAUUGGGAGUUCAUUGCUGACCACUUCUAACAUACAUUGACUUUCAAAGUUAGCUCAGAAAAAAAGGACAUUUAAAGAUGUGACUGUCAGGCUGCUUGAGGUGAGGUGUUUAGCACCAGCAUUGGCUCUUCAAACAUUGAUUAAAUCCUGGAUGAAGAGGAAAAUAAGGAAUCCGGAUGAAAAUGGAAAAGCUGUCUGAAUUUAUUUUGAUGGGUAUCUGCAGAACAAAAUAUGUUAUUUUAACACAUAGGUUGGCUCUACUUGUCUAGAUUUUUAAUCAAUUUGCCAAAUAGGUAGAUCUCAUCAAAACUGCAUGGACUGUUUUGUUCAUUUUGAAAGUAAUCUCAAUGUGUUUCUGUAAAUAAAUUAUGGUUUUAGUGAA